Messenger RNA from Xenopus laevis (African clawed frog), 2053 nucleotides. It is a transcript of the gene slc30a6.L, whose product is annotated as solute carrier family 30 (zinc transporter), member 6 L homeolog. The record is from RefSeq and is a predicted model, not a curated record. Bases 795 to 2018 code for a protein of 407 amino acids. Gene Ontology annotation, cellular component: Golgi apparatus; apical plasma membrane; membrane. Gene Ontology annotation, biological process: monoatomic cation transmembrane transport; transmembrane transport; zinc ion transmembrane transport. NCBI's taxonomy places the organism in Eukaryota, Metazoa, Chordata, Amphibia, Anura, Pipidae. The transcript is spliced from 13 exons. Gene Ontology annotation, molecular function: zinc ion transmembrane transporter activity; monoatomic cation transmembrane transporter activity.
UGCUGACAACUUUAUAUUUACAAUACUCUCUACACUAUUCACGAUGUAAAGGUACUGAAAUUCAGUCUGCAGCUGUUAAGUUGCUGUUAAUUAAGAAGUCCUAGUACAUUCAUUGUACUCGCUUAGGAAAGCGUUUAGGGUAGUGCCUACCUGAUACAUUUGUUUCCAUAUCUGCUUAAAUAAAUGGGAUGACUACACCCCCUUAAAUUCUAUGUGAGUUGAUUGGUGUUUUGCUUUCUUGUACAGUAUGUGUUACUAGUGAUGUGCUAUUUAGGGUUUGGAAGAAGAACUGCUGCUAAAGCUGUAGUAGGGAUAGAGUCAGAAUUGCAGGUCAGUUGCUGCCAGUAUGAAACCAGUGAGGCUGGAAAGGAGGAGCGGGGUGCGUUAUCUUCUGUUUCAGGGUCCAGACACAGUGCACAGGUGGCCAUAUAUGGGCAAAUAAGAUACACUUUCUGUCCAGUUGAUUUGUGAUAUAAUCCAGCAGAUAGCAUACAACAAUCCAUGCAUGGUAUGGCCACCCUUCUAUUGCUUUGUUUGGGCUGUCUGUGUUUUUCAUCUUUAACUACUGGUGCGCCAUAUACUAACAGACAUAGUGCAUCGGCAGAUAAGAAUUUCAAACAAACAUGUGCUUACUGAUAUCCAUAGUACAUGGGAUAGGGGCUCUGCUUUCCAUUUAUCUUACUGCUACAUUCAUGCUCCAUAGCACCUGAUAGUCCUGGAAGAUCUUGCUGUUUGGUGCAAUAAAUGUGGUAUGCACUGCUUUCCUGCUCACAUGGUGCAGCUCUACAAACAGUAUGGCUUUAACAGCCUAUACCUACCUGACUAUAUUUGAUCUUUUCAGUUUAAUCACAUCUUUGAUAAGUUAUUGGGUGACGAUGAAGAAACCAAGCCCAACAUAUUCGUUUGGGUUUGAAAGGUUUGAAGUAUUGGCUGUCUUUGCAUCUACAGUGCUGGCUCAACUUGGGGCUCUCUUUAUUCUCAAAGAAAGUGCAGAGCGGUUUAUCGAACAGCCAGAGAUCCACACAGGUCGGCUACUUGUGGGAACAUUUGUUGCUCUUUUUUUCAACUUGUUUACCAUGCUGUCUAUUAGAAAUAAACCGUUUGCCUAUGUUUCAGAUGCUGCCAGCACUAGUUGGCUCCAGGAACAUGUUGCAGAUUUAAGCCGAAGCUUAUGUGGAAUCAUCCCUGGUCUCAGCAGUAUCUUCCUCCCUCGGAUGAAUCCAUUUGUGUUGAUUGACAUUGCUGGUGCUCUAGCUCUCUGCAUUACAUAUAUGCUAAUUGAAAUAAAUAACUAUUUUGCUGUGGACACUGCUUCUGCUGUUGCUAUAGCUGUGAUGACAUUCGGGACCAUGUAUCCAAUGAGUGUAUAUAGUGGUAAAGUUCUUCUUCAGACAACACCACCUCAUGUGAUUGGGCAACUCGAUAAACUUCUUCGAGAGGUUUCCACUCUGGAUGGUGUUUUAGAAGUUCGUAAUGAGCAUUUUUGGACACUGGGAUUUGGGACUAUGGCUGGGUCAGUGCACGUGCGAAUUAGAAGAGAUGCCAAUGAACAAAUGGUAUUGGCACAUGUAACAAAUCGCCUUAGCACCUUGGUUUCAACACUAACUGUUCAAAUUUUCAAGGAUGAUUGGGCAAGACCUGUGUUAGCCUCUGGUACUAUGCCACCCAACAUGUUGAACAUCCCAGAACAUCAUGUCAUUCAAAUGCCGUCUUUGAAGUCCACAAUCGAUGAGUUAAAUCCAUUGACCUCCACACCAUCCAAGCCUAGUAGCCCACCUCCAGAGUUUGCUUUUAAUACACCUGGCAAAAAUAUGAACCCAGUUAUACUUUCAAACAACCAGAUGAGACCAUUUGGUGUAGGAUACAAUUAUGGGACCACACCAUAUACCACUACAUUUAAUCAAGGACUCGGGGUGCCAGGCGUUGGCAACACACAGGGUUUACGAACUGGCCUUACAAAUGUGGCCAACAGAUAUGGAACAUACACUCCAGGACAAUUCACCCAGUUCAGACAAUGACUGUAUCUGCUUUUAAUAAAUGUAUAUUUUUGUCA